Messenger RNA from Indicator indicator, 351 nucleotides. RefSeq names its product ATP synthase membrane subunit e (gene ATP5ME). Bases 32 to 247 code for a protein of 71 amino acids. Gene Ontology annotation, molecular function: proton transmembrane transporter activity. Gene Ontology annotation, biological process: proton motive force-driven ATP synthesis. NCBI's taxonomy places the organism in Eukaryota, Metazoa, Chordata, Aves, Piciformes, Indicatoridae. The transcript has 4 exons. The record is from RefSeq and is a predicted model, not a curated record.
CACUUCCGGCUCCGCGCCAACCCCCGCGAGGAUGAUCCCGCCGGUGCAGGUCUCGCCGCUCAUCAAGUUCACCCGGUACUCGGCCCUGCUGGUGGGGAUGAUCUACGGCAAGAAGCGAUAUGACUACCUAAAGCCAAUUGCUGAAGAAGAAAGAAGAGUAGAGGCUGAAGAGAAAAAGAAACGUGAAGAACUUGAGCGGAUUGCAAAAGCGCUUGCAGAAGCAAGUGAAGACUCUAUAUUGAAAUGAAAAAAAGACUGGAUCUAAAUUUCACACAAGAAAACAUAUAGCGAUGGUCUGAACUGUCAGUGGUUAGUGGACUCUUCAUGUUGUUCUAUCAAUAAAGUACUUAA